AUCAGCGUUUUCCCUAUAAUUAAAAGUAACUUGCUCCAUCCCGUCGUCGUCAGUCAGGCUUUGACAACUACAGAGAUGUUUUCUCGUCAGCGCCUUUUCCUGCUUGUAGCAGCGGCUGCCCAGAUUGCUGUUGCGGCUGAUCGUAGCCGACGAGGUUCACCAUUUCAAACGGAGGUAGUCGACGCGUCCAAUAAAUGUUGCGAAUCCUUGAAAAACGCCACUGACAAUAUGGAUGCGUACCUUGACCAGCUAUCAGGAACAGUGAAAGCCCAAAAUAAAGUAAUUCAGGAUCUGAAAUCAAGUAAUGAUGGCACCAUCUUGAAAUUGGGCAAACUUGAGACGACCCUUGCUGCAGUUCGUCAAGACUCCGACCUGAAGAGUAAAAAAUUCUUAGAAGAACUGAGCAAAAUCGUUGCUAGUCUGCAGAAAAACGACGCCAAUCUGUCCAAGGUGCCAGAACUGAGCGCAAAGUUGACAGAGCUUUUCAACAAACUUGAGCAAAAAACUAAAAGCGACGCGGAAAAAUUCAGCAAAAUUAAAAACUCCCUGAAAAAUGCUGAGGAAAACUUGAAAAAUCAAUUAACUACAGAAAAGCCGCAAUUAAAUCCGACGGAGCCUAGUUUAUUUGAUGAGUUUGAACGUAUUAGGCUGAGCACUGGAGAGUACUUGUACAGUCACGGCGCGGAAACCUGGGCUGAUGCUCUCGCAAUCUGCACAAAAUUGAGCGCCCAGCUGCUGAUUAUCGAGUCCGAAGAGCAGAUGAAAGAGGUUGCAAGGAACUGUCCUGAACGGAAUUCGGCCUAUUGGGUUGGCGCCUCGGACAUAGGAAAAAAAUUCGGACAAUUCACCUGGACCAACGGCAAAAAAUUGCCUAAGUCGAGCAAUCUCUGGGACAAGGUUUUGUUUGGUGGACAACCAAACAACAUGCAAGAGGGGCAGGAAACUUGCGUCAGUGUUGAAGAGUUGGGCAAAAAACUAAACGACUACAAGUGCUCAACCACCAAGCGCUUUAUUUGCAAAUUAUGAAUAUGAUCAUACUUGCCAAUAUAUUUAAAAUAAAAAUUAAUCAAAGUUUCACUGGUAGAAUUUCAAUAGUCAGCAUAGUCAGCAUAAUUAUUAAAUUGAAUUUUCUGUUUCCAUCUUGUUUUUACAAAUAUUCGCUUCUCCUUGUUUUAAAAAAGCAUUAUAAACAUUGUUCAAUAUUUUGAUUAUCAAAAUAAAAUGUUUUCUAUUGAAAUCUUUAAUAUUUUUGAUCGAAA
This is a messenger RNA of Neocloeon triangulifer, 1259 nucleotides long. Its product is annotated as C-type lectin domain family 4 member A-like. Lineage: Eukaryota; Metazoa; Arthropoda; Insecta; Ephemeroptera; Baetidae. The record is from RefSeq and is a predicted model, not a curated record. The coding region runs from base 76 to 1026 and encodes 316 amino acids. The transcript is spliced from 10 exons.